UCAAAAUAUGAUACACAAUAUAUACCUCCCAAAGACUUCUAUUCCAAUAAAAUACAGCAGAGUGAGCUGUGCGUCUUUUGAAAUGUCACAUUCUCCGGCUCAACUUUGCAACGUCAUCUCUCUGCGACUUGUAGCGGCAACCAGAACAAAUAUGGCGCCUUCUCCAGUGAGGAGAAAGGAGCAUAUGGAUGACAAGGCAAAAGAGCGAGGGAAGGAGAAAACAGGUGCCACCAAGGAGGGAACUGAGAGGGGCAGGGAGAAGGAGAAGGGACGCAAGCGACGUAGCUCCACUGGGAGCAACAGGUCCAGCUCCAGUAGCAGCUCUGGCUCCAGCUCCGGUUCUUCCAGCGGCUCCAGUUCCUCCUCUGCCUCAAGCCGCUCCGGGUCUUCCAGCUCCCGAUCUUCUAGCUCAACCAGCUCUGGGUCGCCCAGCCCCAGUCGCCGCCGCCACGACAACCACCGCCGCUCACGGUCCAAAUCCAAGUCAUCAGUGAAAAAGGAUGACAAGGAAAGGCGUAAGAGGAGCCCCAGCCCCCGACCAACCAAGAUGUACCUGGGCCGCCUCACCAGAAACGUUGUCAAGGAACACAUCCAGGAGAUCUUCAGCACCUAUGGCAAAAUCAAGAUGAUUGACAUGCCUGUGGACAGGCUCCGCCCAUACCUGUCGAAGGGCUACGCCUACGUGGAGUUUGAGAAUGCCGAUGAGGCCGAGAAGGCUCUUAAACACAUGGAUGGAGGUCAGAUUGACGGACAGGAGAUCACAGCCACUGCCGUGCUGGCUCCAAGGAUAAUACGCCCGCCCCCUCGCAGGCCCUCCCCCCUUCGCAGGAUGCCCCCACCACCCCCGAUGUGGCGACGCACCCCUCCACGCCUGAGGAGAAGGUCUCGGUCACCACGGAGACGCUCUCCGGUUCGCCGCAGGACUCGUUCACGCUCACCCGGUCGCAGACGCCACCGCUCACGCUCCAGCUCCAAUUCCUCCCGGUAGAGCUGCCUGAAAUCUCUCACCUCACAGCUACUCUCCUCCCUCCUGUCCUUCUCCCACCUUCCCGUUCUCCACUGUAACAGUUUGGCUGUAUCCAAAGUUCUACUUAGCUUCCUUUCCGAGUCCUUCCCUCCAUGUUCACUGAUCUCACAGGACAUUACAGGUGAAAGCAUGACAGCCUUUCUCUCGUCAUAGUGUAUUGUUAUUGGUCUAUAAGCAUCAUGUUGAUUGCUAGGCUCAAUCUGAGGCAAGCUAGCACUGUGUCAAGAGGAGUGAAGUGAGCCCUGCUCUCAAGCUGGGUUUUUUUGUCCUCAACAGCUGAGUUGUGGUUGACACAUUGUGAUUACAGAAUUCUCAUUUAAUUAUUUUGUUUGCACAUAGAUUUGUGUGUUUUGUUUUAAUAUGCAACUGUUACAACUCUUUAGUUGAGCCAGCUUGACAUGUGCUGCCUGAUCUUUUAAUAAAGUUGACUUGUUUUCAUCAGA
This is a messenger RNA of Salmo salar (Atlantic salmon), 1470 nucleotides long. RefSeq lists its product as uncharacterized. The record is from RefSeq and is a predicted model, not a curated record. Gene Ontology annotation, cellular component: cytoplasm; ASAP complex; nucleoplasm. Gene Ontology annotation, molecular function: RNA binding. Gene Ontology annotation, biological process: mRNA splicing, via spliceosome. NCBI's taxonomy places the organism in Eukaryota, Metazoa, Chordata, Actinopteri, Salmoniformes, Salmonidae.